UCUGUGCGGUAAGACUCGCGGGGGCGGUGUGUGUGUUUACAUCAACACGGAAUGGUGUAAGGACUCUGUGCUUGUGUCUAACUACUGCUCAUCGGGAGUGGAGUUUGUGACCGUUAGAUGCAGACCUUUUUAUUUACCCCGGGAAUUCACCACUACUCUCAUUAUCGGAGUGUACAUUCCCCCCAGCGCUAAUGCUAAGGAGGCUCUGUGUGAGCUGUACGGAGCUGUUAACGAGCUGCAAAAUGCUCACCCCGACGGACUGUUUAUCAUCGCCGGAGAUUUCAAUCAUGCAAAUCUCAGAACAGUGCUCCCUAAAUUCCAUCAGUAUGUGGACUUUGCUACGAGAGGGGCGAACACGCUGGAUGUUGUUUACACAAACAUUCCCGGCGCGUAUCGUGCGGAGCCCCUCCCCCACCUCGGCUACUCAGACCACAUCUCUGUGAUGUUGAUUCCAGCAUACAGACCGCUGGUCAGACCGCUCUAAACCGGUUCUGAAACAGGUUAAAACCUGGCCAGCAGGAGCCAUCUCUGCUCUUCAGGACUGUUUUGAGUGCACUGACUGGAAUAUGUUCAGGGAGGCUGCAACCAACGGCGACUCUAUUGACUUGGAGGAGUACACGGCAUCAGUGACCGGCUACAUCGGGAAGUGCAUCGAUGACGUGAACGUCUCCAAGACCAUCACCACACGCUCCAACCAGAAGCCGUGGAUGACUGCAAAAGUGCGUGCUCUCCUGAGGUCAAGAGACUCCUGCCUUCAGAGCAGGGGACAGGGCGGCCUUAAAAACAGCUAGGGCCAAACUGUCCCGAGCCAUCAGAGAGGUGAAGCACACGCCCAGAGAAUCCACGGCCACUUCCAGGACAGCGGAGACUCCUGGCGCAUGUGGCAGGGCAUUCAGGCGAUCACGAACUACAGGAGAACUUCACCUGCCUGUGACAGUGACACCUCCCUCCCAGACGCACUGAACGACUUCUAUGCUCGGUUUGAGGCACAGAACAACACAACAGAGAAGAAGACCAUCCCUCCUCCUAAUGACCAGGUGCUCUGUCUUACCACAGCUGACAUGAAGAGAACUCUAUGCAGAGUUAACCCCAGGAAGUCUGCUGGACCAGACAACAUUCCUGGCAGAGUGCUCAGGGAGUGUGCAGAGCAGCUAGCAGAUGUCUUCACUGACAUCUUCAACAUCUUGCUGAACAGCUCCAUCAUCCCACCGUGCCUCAAGACAACGACCAUCGUCCCUGUGCUUGAGAAGUCUACGGUUUCCUGCCUCAAUGACUAUCGUCCCGUCGCACUCACACCAAUCGCAUGGAGUCCUAACCGCUUCACAGACGAUGCCAUCACCACAACUCUCCAGCUUGCCCUCACACACUUGGACUUCAUGGCUUACUCCAGAAGUCUGCUAUCAGAAGAUCAGCUCCAGUGUCCUAUCUGUCUGGAUGUGUUCACUGAUCCAGUCACUACUUCAUGUGGACACAACUUCUGUAUGAUCUGUCUCAAAGAGUUCUGGGACAGCAGUUCACACUGCCAGUGUCCACUCUGUAUGGAGGAAUUUCAUAAACAUCCUGAACUACGUGUGAAUACGUUCAUUUCAUCACUUGUUGCUCAGUUCAAGGAGCAGCUUCUUUCCAAGACUAAGAAGGUUCUGUGUGACUCCUGCACUGAGGAAAAGCUGGAGGCUCUAAAGUCCUGUCUGCACUGUGGAGUUUCUUACUGUAACACUCAUCUGAUGCCUCAUAAAACUACAGCUAAACUCAUGAAGCACAAACUCAUAGACCCUGUGGAGAACCUGGAGGACUACAUAUGUCAGAAACAUGAGAGACCCCUGGAGCUGUUCUGUAGAGAUGACCAGAUGUGUGUGUGUCAGUUCUGUACUGAGGGAGAGCACGAAACUCACAACACUGUUCCUCUAGAGGAGAUUAGAGAAAAGAUAUGGGUACAGGAGAAACAAGCAGAAGUUCAGCAGCUGAUCCAAGAGCGAUUGAAGAAAGUUAGGGAAAUCAAACUCUCUGUAGAACUCAGUAAAAAGAACACAGAGAAGGAGAAAGCAGACGUUGUGGAGAUCUUCAGCAAUCUGAUGAGCUGCAUUAAGAGAGGCCAGGUUGAGCUGCUUAAGGUGAUGGAGGAGACACAGAAAGCAGCAGAGAGGCGGGCUGAAGAGUUCAUUAAAGAGCUGGAGCAGGAAAUCACUGAGCUAAAGAAGAGAAACACUGAGCUGGAGCAGCUCUCACACACUGAGGAUCACCUCCACCUCCUACAGAUUUACCCGUCACUGUGCAGCCCUCCACACACCCAGGACUGGACUGAUGUCACAAUUAACACGAAAGUGAAUGUGGAGACACUGAUUUCUCUGUCUCAGCUUCAGGAAACUCUGAGUGAGAAAAUGGAGAAGCUUUAUCAGAUCAAACUGUGGAAAAUAAUUGACUGCAUUCAAAAAUAUGCAGUGGAUGUGACUCUGGAUCCUGAUACAGCUCAUCCUUAUCUCAUCCUGUCUGAUGAUGGGAAACAAGUAGGACACAACAGAUACAUGGUAGAAAACCUCCCUGAUUACCCGGAAAGGUUUGAUACAUCUCUGUAUGUGCUGGGAAAUGAGGGAUUCACUUCAGGGAGAAUUUAUUAUGAGGUACAGGUUCAUGGAAAAACUGAUUGGAUUUUAGGAGUGGUCAGAGAGUCUAUUAAAAGAAAGGGACUGAUCAUACCUUGCCCUGAAGAUGGAUACUGGUGUGUGUGGAAAAGAAAUGAUGAUAAAUAUUCAGCAUGGGACUCUCCUCGUGUCUCCCUCUCCAUGAAACAGGCUCCUCAGAAGGUGGGGGUGUUUGUGGAUUAUGAGGAGGGUCUGAUCUCCUUCUAUGAUGUUGAUGCAAAGUCUCAUAUCUACUCGUUCACUGGUCAGACUUUCACUGAGAAACUUUAUCCGAUAUUCAGCCCUUGUAAUCAUGAGAAUGGUCAAAAUGUAGUACCUCUGGUCAUCUGUUCUAGAAGUUAAUCAAACAAUAAUCAUUAAAUGAAUUUUAAUUUCCUUUCUUCUAUGAAAACCUUGUCAUUUUGAGUUGAAUCCUGCUUCUGUAUUUACAGUAGCAUUUCUGUUUUAAUAUUUUGCUCUACAGUGUUUAUAGGGUUUGUCUCUACCAUGUCCUGGAUGUCGGUAUUAUUUAUGUUUGGCUGUAGACCUAUUUUAAAUUUGUAUUUGGGUAAGAUUGGGUUACUGGAAAAUGCACUGUAUGAAAAAAGCAACAUAUUACUCCAUUUACAGCUUGUUUUAUAAUCUUUUGAUCUGAGCAUUUAAUAAACUGGGUUCUGGAGACACACAAAGGUCCAUGAAGCACA
Molecule: messenger RNA, 3322 nt
Organism: Hemibagrus wyckioides
Lineage: Eukaryota; Metazoa; Chordata; Actinopteri; Siluriformes; Bagridae
Product: E3 ubiquitin-protein ligase TRIM39-like
Exons: 7
Coding region: 879-2981 (700 amino acids)
Molecular function (GO): protein binding; zinc ion binding
Source: RefSeq, a predicted model, not a curated record